This is a messenger RNA of Brenthis ino (lesser marbled fritillary), 1476 nucleotides long. NCBI's taxonomy places the organism in Eukaryota, Metazoa, Arthropoda, Insecta, Lepidoptera, Nymphalidae. The record is from the annotation of a GenBank genome assembly.
AUGAAGAUUCCCUAUGUAGUAUCACCAAAUACCCGGGAGGCAUACAGAACAGCACCUAUCAUGGUAGCUUCUACUGGCGAAGCUCCUCGUAAAAUAGUAGCAGAAGACUUUGAAUGGGAUGAUAACUUAACUCCAGCGCCUCUUACAUAUUUUGCCGCACUAUCACUAUCUAGAGUAUUCCACAAAAUCAAUCCUCUUCAAAAAAUCUUACAAAAAGAUAUUAAUAUGCUGAUGGAUCUAUAUCCUGCCGAUAUUCCUCUAAAAUUCAGUGUUCCUUACAUAAAGGACGAGCAAUAUUGGAAAAGAUCUUUUUAUUCAAAAUUUCCAUCACGUAAAGAAAUGGGGGUUACGUAUUGGAAGGGAAAAUUUUUAUCCGCAUGCUUACAAGAUUACUUAGAAAAUGUUAACCCUGAUGUAUUUAUAGAGGAUGAUGCAGUGGAAUUGGCCAAAUUAGUAAGUCCCUAUAUUUUUGAGCUAGGUCUGAGGCAACUGCAAAUGGUUCGACAACCGACUCCUCCAGUUCCAUGUGAAAAUGCCGUAGAAGAUAAUUGUCAGUUUAGCGUCCCGAAAGUCUUUGAUCAUAUACCUUUAGAACCAGUACUUGCAAAACUAUUUAAUUUACAAGAAAUAUCUCUAAUUUUUGGAAUAAGUGAGCUUCAAGAUAGCUACAUGACAAGAUAUUUUGAAUUUUCAUUAGCAGACUGUGAAUCUUUAUGUAGAGGUCUAGAGUAUUUACAACAUCUAAAAACAUUUAGAAUCAAUAGAAGUAAUUUAGAUUGUUCAAAAGUUAAGCUGAUUCUACAAAAUCUUGUAAAAAAAGAAUCUAUUGAGGAGUUAGAUUUUAAUCAUUGUAAAAUUGGGGAUUAUGGGAUGAAAGCUUUGGGAGGGUUUAUCUCGAUUCACAAAAAUGUUAAAAGAGUGAAAAUCGCUAACAAUAGAUUCAAGGAGGUGGGGGUACAAGGCAUAGCUUAUGCCUUACAAAUGAAACCAGCCGCACCUAUCGAAUUAAUAGAUUUCAGUUUAAAUCCUAUGUCAAAUGAAUGUGCUACUAUUUUUGCUGCUGCAUUUGUUCGCUGCAAGGAAAAGCCUCAAACAUUGAUUGUAAACUCUUGUGGAUUUCACGGAGUUUCUGCAGAAAAGAUGGCAGGUUUACUGUGUCUCAACCGUGGCCUUACAAGAUUAGACAUGGCUGCCAAUAACUUAUCUGGCGAAGCGGAGAAAACUCUUAUUCGCGCCUUAGAACAAAAUAAAAAGGUGCUGAGAGUCGAUUUACGUCGUACCCAUAUUUCCGAGGAAACGCAAACUAAAGUUAACGAGUUAUUAGAAAGAAAUAAAAAGCUUAUUGGCGUUGAAAUGGAGCCAAGCGAUGAAAUUCCACCAUUAUACCUCAAUGAGCCUGAGUACUUAAUAUGGGAAUACAAUCCAAACAACCCUGAUUGCAUUCCUGGUAGAUAUCCAGAGAGGACCCCGGAAGUA